Molecule: messenger RNA, 513 nt
Organism: Daucus carota subsp. sativus
Lineage: Eukaryota; Viridiplantae; Streptophyta; Magnoliopsida; Apiales; Apiaceae
Exons: 1
Coding region: 1-513 (170 amino acids)
Source: RefSeq, a predicted model, not a curated record
AUGGCAAACCGCUGGUUACCCAACAUUGAGUCCAAGACUAAGCCAAAUGAAGUUGAAAACGAUGACUUGGAACUGCAGGAGGAGGAUAUGUGGCUCGGGUUCAUGGAGAAAAGUGAGGAUCCCAAGGAGCCUGUGAAGAAGCUUCCAAAACCUGUGUCCUUUUCCUGGCCGCCUUCCAAAUCACUUUCUGCAUGGGGCUCGGAGGCUUCUGCCACUCCGAAGAUGAAUCUGGAAGGGUUGAAGAGCUGGGAGAAGAAGAGUAAGAAGUGCGGCGUGGAGAAGCCAAUAGCCGGGGUGAAGAUUCCGGAGAAAACUAAGAAGUGUGUUGCUGAUGACGUGGGGGGCGAUGAAAUGAUUCCGCCUCAUGAGAUUUUAGCUAUGAGGACUGCGAGUAGGAGGAUGACGGCCGUGGUGGCGUACUCGAUGGUUGAAGGGAUUGGGAGGACUCUCAAGGGGAGAGAUCAGUGCAAUUUCAGAAAUGCGGUUUUUCUUCGAACCGGUUAUCUCGACUAG